Molecule: messenger RNA, 784 nt
Organism: Leptonychotes weddellii (Weddell seal)
Lineage: Eukaryota; Metazoa; Chordata; Mammalia; Carnivora; Phocidae
Source: RefSeq, a predicted model, not a curated record
UCUGAGAUCCUGUCAUGGAACUUGGUCUCUUAUCUCAGAAGUUGAAGGUUCCCAUAGAGCCAGCUGCACAGUUCCCAGAACACUAACAACACCACAGCCAUUUACCAGGAGCGGGCUGCCCUGACUCGGUCUCCUAAAACACAAAGUCCAGGGCUUGGAGAAGGAGCAGGAAAAGAACAAUGGAAGCUGACCAAUCCAGACUCCUGUUUCUAUUAUUUCUUUUCGCAUGGCGACUAUCCCCAGAAGUUGCUGCAGAAGUUCAGGAAUCAUCAGAUGGUUCUGCUGCUUCCCAGAAAACUGUGUCACUCACAGAUGUCCCAGCGACCGUGGAAUUCAUUGCUGCUGCUGAGGUGGCUGUCAUAGGUUUCUUCCAGGAUUUAGAAAUACCAGCAGUGUCCCUAUUCCAUAGUAUGGUGCAAAAAUUCCAAGAUGUGUCAUUUGGAAUCAGCACUAAUUCUGAGGUUCUGGCGUACUACAAUAUCACUGGGAAUACCAUUUCCCUCUUCCGCCUGGUAAGCUGGGUGGGCUUCUCGAGCCUUCUUCCAGUUUUUCCUUAGGUUAUAGAUUCAUGAACUUGUGAGCCUGGAAAGGACUCUAUGCCUUUAACACUAAUGAUGGUGCCAGGGACAGAGGAGUCAGGGACAAUGAUGACAAAGAUGGUGGCUCCGCUCAAGCUUCCCAAACAGGUGCUGUCAUGAGAUGGAGAGAGAACUGGACUGAGCAUCAAGAGGUAGGAUUGCAGCACAGCUUUGUCACUGACCAGCCACGUGAGUUGUGCAAGUCC